AUGGAGUCGGGCUCAACAUCCUGGGACACCUUCCCUAAUGAGCCUAGUCAAUUGCCGAUGGGCAUCUCAACAUGGAUCGAGUCCGGCAACAAGCAUGCGACAACCGAUCUACGACGCGCCCACACGGUUGCACACGGCAGAAACACCAAGGAAUCCCCCAUCAUUGGCUCGAGAACAGCCCGGGAGCGGAUGGCGGCCUCACUACUGCGGGUCAAGGACAGCCACGAGUUACUGCGAAAGGGUUCCUUCAAGCGACCCGACAUCUCUCAGGCGCCGCGCGAUGCGUCCGUAGGAGCUCGGGAACCGAACCACUUCACCGUGGGAAAUGUCGGCCAGAAUGGGAAGAUCUUCCUCAGGCCGAUUCGCAACCCAUCGAUGAAAGAACCCUUCCUAGCGCCUUCUGUCCCUUUGCCGAACCAGGCCAGACAAGAAAAGUUUUCGCAUGGACGCACGGGUCCCGAGGGCGAUGAACCUUCGAGAUGGUCGAACUCGCAGUUCUCCGAGCUGGGCCCAGACCUCAUCCCGGAAGAAAGCUGUGAAGAUGGCGACUCGGUCAAUACCGAGUCGGCGCGUUCGCAAUACCACCGCCUGUCUCAUCGGCCCCGUAAAGCGCACUCGUUCUCUACCAUCUCAGAACAACGGUCGGAGUCGCGUGCAGGUCACGCGGGGGAGUUCCGUAUCUUUAUCGAUCGACCGGAUGACCGACCGAAGACUGCCCAUGAGCCAUCGAAUCGGAUUGUGGAAGCUGCAAUACCUCCCUACCCCUUGGACCUGCCUCGAUUUGUUUUCGAUGAUGAUACUGCUCUGCAUACGUCUGUCUAUUCCAGGACUUCAACGUCGGACAACUUACGCACCUCCCAGUUCCCGAGAGGGCAUUGGAUCGGGACCCUGGCAUCCGAUGCUUAUUUCGGGAACCCGGACCGACCUUCAUUUGUUGGCUCUGUCUUUUCUGGGGCGGGUGCCAUUGAAUUACCGUCGGGUUCCGCUAUCAGCGAGAGCCCGGUUUUCUAUGAGCCAAAAGAGCCCAUUGAGCCGGCCAUCUUCGAGGCUCUGGUGUCGGAAAUGGACAACGAGUCGGUAGUUCGCUAUGCUCCAGGCACCAAGGACAUCAGUGCUGCCACUCCGGCUCGGAUUGUCGCACAGAUAUCCUCCGCCUCCUUCAUGGACUAUGAGCUCGUAUCGGAUUUCUUUCUCACGUUUCGCUCCUAUCUCUCCGCUGGUACUCUCCUGGCACUUCUUCUCGCUCGGCUACGCUGGGCAAUCAAUCGCCUCCAGGACGAUGGAAGGAUUAUCCGUAUUCGCACUUUCGCAGCGCUCCGACAUUGGAUUCUGAAUUAUUUUGUGGAUGACUUUGUUCCAGAUUACGAACUGCGCGCUCAUUUCUGUGAUACCAUCAACAGUAUGUACGAUGCUGUGAAGUCCCGACACAACGGCGGAAUGAGUGAUCUGAAAAUCUUGAUUGAUCUCAAGCGAUGCUGGUAUGGAAAGUGUUCAUUGUAUUGGAACUUGACGGAUCGCCAGGAUGCCUUCCAAAGCCCAGAUCUUGCUAUUUUCCCUGGUGGCCAUGAGGCUGAGAGCCUACUGGAGACAGUGAGUGGGGAUGGCCUACCGAUCCUUUUGCGUACCAGAAGCGCCGUCGAAGCUGCCCCUACGGGCACGCAGUCUCGUCCAAUCUUUCAGCACAACCGAAACAAUUCCUCAAAUACAACGAAGAGUGUACCGCUUUCAGCAGAGAGUGACCGGAGCCUCCAGGCGGCCUCUUGCUCCUUGCCCCCAAAGUCUCCGAAGCGUCUUUCAUUGUCUGUUGUCCAUACCAAGGCGCCCCAUCCAGUGCCUGUGUUGUCCCUGAAGCAAACUUCUUCUCCGCGAGACCCGUAUCCUCCUCCGCCCCUUGCUUCACGCCGCUAUCCAUAUCACGGGCAUACACACAAACGCAGUGGUAGUUUCUCCGAUUCUGUUCGCGACGGCAGAGCGCCCCUCUCUUUACUCAAACCCGAGCAACAGGUCCCAAUCUCCCAGGAGGCAUUCAAUCUCGGUAGCCUGAUACGUGGGCAACUUUACCCCCCGGCUGAGUCCUAUACCAUUAUGAUGGCACCCCCGUCACCUCCUCUGCCGUCAUCUGCCAAGGACGUAGCCCCGGAGCGUCGAAGCACCUUGUAUGGAAUCAAUAAACCCGGCUCCUCCCCCUCUGGCAUGAAGACAAUCAUCGGCUCAAUCCGCCGAGCGCUGAAUAGUCGUCAUGGUGGAAAUGGUAGCCUAUCGCGCGCCAUGAACGGGAAUACAACAUCAUUGAUGCCCGGGAGAACUUCGGCUCUCCCAAACAACGUCGCAUUCGGCUCUGAUUUCUACAAGGGGAAAAAGACUGCCGCCGCGGUGAAAAAGCCUUUGAGAAUUGACAUGCUGUGCGACGAGGCUUUGCGGCAAUACCGCACUGCCGUGGCUGAGCAAGCCGAUGCACAGGCAGAUUCCCUGUCCACUGAAUCACAACCAGGCUCCGGUGUGGAUGGUGGGAACCUCAAUUCACAUGCCUCUAUAAUGGGUCAUGGGAGAGCGCAAAGUCAGGCUACCACGGGUAGUGAAUCCAUUGUCAUCGUAGACGGCACUGGGCUGGGCGUGCCUGUUAUGUCGGGAGCCAUCCCUGGGUCACAUGGAGGGCUCGAGCAGCCUCCCGGGUUCCUGGAAGGCGAACCGUCCCCUGUGACGAUGAGAGCCCCUUCAUCGCAGGUGCCAUUCCCAAGGUCAACUCUGAUGAGCGACGAGUACUCAUUACCAAUCUAUUUCGACGACUCUGAGUCAGGCCCGGCCAGCCGGGCCUCGUAUUCGCAGCGUCCUUCUGGAUACUCCGCGUCGCGCAGGUCGUAUUCUGUGGAGCGCAUGUCGAAUUCCUGGAAGAGAACGUCUCCUGCGUUACGUCUGCGCAAAUAUGCUUCCUUCCAGAGCGGAAUAUCAAAACAUCGCCUCACCAUGGGCAGUGAGGUUGGUCCUCCUCUCCCCCAGCAGAGCUUGCAGCAGCAUGUGGACAGACCCGCGGGGCCAACGCUGCGCAGGCGACCGGGCGGCGACUUGCGUCAAAUGCGAGACGGGGGUAGCCUUCCAUCCAGGCCUGGCUCGGGCUCCUUUGUCUCCGAUAUCACUUACCGCAGUUCUGGCGCCGAGACAGCUGUCACGCGAGUUGAAAAUCCUGGCUCGCGGCCCCAAACGUCCCUUGUCCCCCCAAAUCCCCGCCUCUCCUUGAUGACGACUCAUUCAUCCCAGAACAUGCGGCGUUCUUUCGAGGCCGCCAUUGCGCAAUUCGCGCAGAUUCCAGACGACGACGAUGGGGGCGUUGAGUCGACCUUGUUGAAGCUUGAAGGGAAAUGGCAAGGCGCCACCGCCAUGGAUAGCGAAGAUUCUGCUGCUGGACCAGUAGAGCCGCACCAGAGCCAGGUCCUCAAUAGGGUCCGCGAGGAGGAAGUGUUUUUUCAGGGCUAUGCGCAUACCGGGCAGGGCAACCGCACCGGCCUGGAUGCUGCCGCUGGGAGACGUCAAACCUUCAUCGGCAACAGUCUAACUUACUCACAAGUCCAGGGGCGGGUUGUUCCUCAUAGACCAUACUCGGAUUCAAUUGCAGAAUCAGAAGACUCGUACAGCUCGAUACCACUUCUGGAGCGAGGACUGAGCGAUGAGUCGAUGAAGAAACCCGUGACGAGCCGUCCGUCAUCUCACAUAGCUGGACCGUCUCGCUUUCACCCCAGCAGUUUCUCGAGCCGAGAUAUGUCUGACAUGGAAUCUUCGCACCCAUCUAUUGACAUCGUGAAAGAGACGGAGAGUAUGAGGCGCAUCCCACGGGGCUCAACAUUGCCUGUAAUCCCCUCGGGAUCUAGGAAGAAUACGGGUCGUCUUUCAGGCUUAUCAUCCGAGCUUUCGGUUGACCUGAUUGAUUCGCGUGAAGCUGCCGAGCAACGCCUUUCGAUUGAUACCCACCGAAUGAGCGGGUCAUCGCUCGGCAUUCCACCUCAUCCCCUCGCCCACCACCCGCCUUCCCCCCCAAUGACUAUUCAGAACACCCGUUCUAUAGCCUCGUGGACUACCCCCUUGAAUCCGGUGCUCUUCCAGGCCCAACCUUUAACGCCAGACCCUUCUCCGAGGAACAAAAUGGCAGAACAAAACAAUGACCGAUCUAUCAACAUGCAGCAAGUCUCCGGCGAUGUUCUCUCCCAGUCCGAGAAAUGCCGCAAGCUGCCAGAACGACUCCAGGUCCCCGGACCCGAGCACGUGCCUUUCGUUCUCUCCUGCGAGUCGCACGUCCUUGCUCAGCAACUGACCCUGGUGGAAAUGGCUGCUCUAAGCGAGGUGGAUUGGAGGGAUCUGGUUGAUAUGCGUUGGAGUAGCGGCUCGCCCUCGACGCUGAACUGGGCGCAGUUCCUUACGGAGGAAGAGCACCGAGGAAUCGAUCUCGUUGUGGGACGCUUCAACCUGAUGGUCAGAUGGGUGCUUUCGGAAAUUGUUCUCACCGAAGACAUUCACGAACGAGCACGCACAAUCGCCAAGUUCAUCCACACGGCCGCCCACGCCCGAAGGAUGUGCAACUACGCCACGAUGCUACAGAUCGCCAUUGCCCUGUCCUCGUCGGAUUGCUCUCGCCUCCAGGGCACCUGGGCAUUGGUAUCACAGGCUGACCAGCGCCUACUUAAGGACAUGGAGUCGUUGAUCCAGCCGAUCCGCAAUUUCCAUGACCUCCGCCUCGAGAUGGAAACGGCGAAUGCGCAAGAGGGCUGCAUCCCGUUUGUCGGCCUCUAUGUCCAUGACCUCACAUACAAUGCCCAAAAGCCCGCGCGGGUGACGACGCAGGACGGGGAGUCCCUGAUAAACUUCGAGCGCUACCGCACCACGGCCAAGAUUGUCAAGAGCCUGCUACGGCUGAUCGAUGCGAGCACCAGGUACCGAUUUGAGCCCAUGCAGGGCGUCAUCGAACGCUGCCUUUGGAUUGCAUCGCUCUCGGAAGAGGAGGUCCAGAGUCGCAGCAAACAAUUGGACUAGAAACGAAGAAAAGGAAUGGAGAGGGAGGGCGGAGAAAGGGAAGAAAAAAAAAAAAAGAGGGGAAGGAAG
This is a messenger RNA of Aspergillus heteromorphus CBS 117.55, 5088 nucleotides long. Its product is annotated as mitotic regulator LTE1. Gene Ontology annotation, biological process: Ras protein signal transduction; positive regulation of GTPase activity. Bases 1 to 5019 code for a protein of 1672 amino acids. Gene Ontology annotation, molecular function: guanyl-nucleotide exchange factor activity. The transcript has 4 exons. The record is from RefSeq and is a predicted model, not a curated record. Gene Ontology annotation, cellular component: plasma membrane. NCBI's taxonomy places the organism in Eukaryota, Fungi, Ascomycota, Eurotiomycetes, Eurotiales, Aspergillaceae.